Schistocerca piceifrons (Central American locust) is the source of this 4451-nucleotide messenger RNA. RefSeq names its product gastrula zinc finger protein XlCGF52.1-like. The coding region runs from base 1148 to 2083 and encodes 311 amino acids. Lineage: Eukaryota; Metazoa; Arthropoda; Insecta; Orthoptera; Acrididae. Gene Ontology annotation, biological process: regulation of transcription by RNA polymerase II. The record is from RefSeq and is a predicted model, not a curated record. The transcript has 2 exons. Gene Ontology annotation, molecular function: RNA polymerase II transcription regulatory region sequence-specific DNA binding; DNA-binding transcription factor activity, RNA polymerase II-specific. Gene Ontology annotation, cellular component: nucleus.
GAGACAGUAGGGAAUGAAAGAGAACCAAGGGAAAACAGACGGGUUUGCAAUAUUUGUCACCCAGUGUAGUAGUAACGCAAGAGGGUGUUGUGUGCUGUUACCAACCGAAUCAUAGUUGUUGGAAACAGCUGUCUACUGUUUCACGUUUCAGUUCUCUAUACAAGCGAACAUAAUUAGGUUCGUGACCGUGUAAGCUUGGGCUUCUUUUUCUUACGUUCUAAUGUUAAACUUACUUUAGGCGUAAAUCAUUGCGGAAUGGAUUAUGAUAGCAAACUACCCGGUGUUUUUAAAUAAUAAAUCGACUAUGAUUUCAUUUCUGUGGGGAAAGAGUUUCAAAUGAAGUGUCAGAGAGUUCCUAGUAAUGAAUACCUUGUUGGCCAGUUUUUAUAGCUUUUGCGAUGAUCGGUGGUGUAAAUCAAAUCAAAUGUAAUGUAACCCCACCUCUCAUUCUUUUUUUACUAUGACUGCGAAAUGUGUUAGGGCGGCGGCAGCAGAUACGAUAUAUGGAUUACGGAAAUGCCACGUUAAGGAUAGUAUUAUAAGGCGUUCUCGAAAAAUCCCUGUCGAAGAAGACUGUAGCUACUACUUACAACUUCUGAUCCUUUUCGUGCAAUGUCGAAAGCUCGCGACAAGAAAUCAGUGAGAAAAACGAGCUGUUUAAUACAGUGAUGUCAUUUUUGACAACGGAACAGGAUAAGCGAAAGGGAGAAACUGACGUCGCACGAAAGAUUUUAUAUUGUAGAACCCGAUUCAGCCGAUAGAUGGAAGACCAGUGUGACGUCAGUAGCGUCUAGCAGCACGCACAGGAGUAUUGUUGUUUUUCUGUCGCAGGACUGUUUAGCCCCGUUUCAGUCAAAUCAAGUGUUUAAGUGGUUCUGUCUGUAAUGACAACAAUGUUUACACCUACAUGAAUUGCGAUGGAACUGCCUUAAUGAAAGUGUAACACAAAUUAGUGCUAAUAUGCCAUUAGGAAACGUUGACUGUGAAGGACACAUCUAAACUUGUAAGAUGCAAAUAAGUGGAAGUAGUUUAUGAACUGUGGUUACCACAAAUUGGUUGUUAUGAAAUGAAGUGUUUGAAAUCAAACAUCAAUGUAAAACGGUGUGACUGUGAUAAGUGAGUGUAGCAAUAAACAAGAUCUCUGGUCAUGGAAGAAUCUGAAUCCUUAGUGGUUGAUGUGGAUCCUCGUAUAAUUAAUUUUUCAGAAGAUAUAUCAUCCUGCGGCAUUGGUGAUGGGGCUAAAAAUAUUUUUCCAUGUAAGCGAUGUGACAGAUCAUUUCCUCUAGAGCAGUUACUCAUUAUUCAUGAAAGCAAUCAUGACAGAGAAAGGAAUUUCCGUUGUGAUAUUUGUAACAGCAGUUUUUACUGUAAAGGUGACUUAAGUAAACAUCAUGCUGUACACAUUAAAGACAAGCCAUUUUCAUGCAUUAUAUGCAAAAAGUGUUUUUCUCGGAAAAAUCUGCUUAGAAGACAUGAAAAUAUUCAUAAGGAAGAGAAAAAAUUUUCUUGCAAGAAAUGUACCAAACAAUUUUUCUUCAAAGAGCAACUCAAAUUGCAUCAAAAGGUGCACAGGAUAUCUAAAAAAUUUUCCUGUAAGAUUUGUAGAAAAGCAUUAUCAUCAAAGCGUUCUCUAGUGCGGCAUGAGGCUCAGCAUGCAGGAAAGGCUCAAUUUGCAUGUGAUUACUGUAAAAAAACUCUCUCUUCGAGUGCAGAACUUGCAAGGCAUCUUGUCUCCCAUGCAGGAAGCAAACCGUACCCAUGCAAAAUUUGUGGAAAAUCAUUUUCACUGAGUCACCAUCUAACAAGGCACUUUCGAAGUCAUGCAAGGGAUGAAAUUUUCACUUGCAAUGAAUGUCAAAAGACUUAUGCACGCAAGGAGUCUUUAGAAAUCCAUUUGCGAGGCCAUACUGGUGAACGACCUUAUGUUUGCCGCCUUUGCCAGAAAGGAUAUUAUUCCAGCACACAACUUAGUCGCCAUAUGAAGAUACAUGCUGGUGUAAAAAAUUUUACGUGUGACCACUGUGGAAGUUCGUUCAUUAGAAAGGACCAGAUGAAAAAACACAUAAAGAGUCAUAUGUACUGAAUUUCCUGUAAGGGGACAUGAUGUCGUAAAAUAAAAUUAUGUGCAAGCAAAAAUAACUUAAGUAGCCCAAUUGUGAGCUUCUGCUGUUAUAGUUAAUUAGUAUAUUACGCUUUUCCAUGUUGCUGUUUACACAUUUUAUAUCUGUUACAUGAUUAUGUAUUUUCAUGUUAUUUAUUAUGGGUGUCUGUUGUUAAUAAAGAUGGGCAUCCAUCUGUAAGCAGUUUUUCUGAUGUGCUUAACUGGAAAUCAUGUGGUGGAAUUCAAAAUAUACACCAUCACACAAAAAAUGUAACACUUUACUCUGUAUGUGCCGGCACACUUGCAUCAAUGCAAGUGACAAGUCAAAUGUCUGUUAGAUGUUUUUCUACGGUGAAUAUUUGUGAAUCCAAAACUUCAUGUUAGUUGUGUGACAUACUUUAUCUUUACCUGAUACUGUGUUUAUUAGGAAGCAGUAAAUCUAUAUAUUGUGAAACCCCCCAUUGACAUUGUGAUAUGUGAAUGUUUUGUUUUCCAGCUGCAUGUGUGAGGAAUUGUUUUGCAGCCACAGUGCCAGGGAAGCCUAAGGAUUUAUACUUUACUUUCUUGUUGCCAUCAGAUAGUUUUAUCUGCUGUUUUCCAAUGUCUCAGGCUGUUUUCUCAUAACAUACAGUACAAUUUGGUGGUUUUGUUGGCAUUUGUAUAUUAUAUAGGUGGUGGCUGAAAAGUGAUAAUGGUGUCCCAAAUUCACAAGCUGUAAUAGUAUUUCGAAUUCAUAACAUUGAGUUCCCUGUUUAAUAUUAUUUCUUAAUGCUUGUAGUUACUUGUGCAGCACAAAAUUCAGUCGUUUCCAGCAACUGACAACAAAAUGUUCACAAGAUUAACAUGAUCUUCCUUUGCACGUGCACACAUCACCAUUUUCCUCUAAUUUACCCCCUUUAUUUUCCUCUCCUUUCCUUACCCUUUCAGCCCUUGCACUGUGUUAGUGAUAGUACUUUGUGUGUGUGUGUUUUGUUUGACUAAGAUUUGAACUUAAUCACUUGUACAAAAUCUUAUCUGAAAGAAAGAAGGAAAGCAAGCAAAAGCUUAAAAGGAUAAUGAAUUUCUGAGUGAGGCUGAUGUAGUAUUGAAUGAAUUUUUGUUCCUGACUAUUAAUGUUGAAAUUUUUGUAACAAUGUGAAAAACCAGACAUUUUUGCUGCGCACAAAAGGGGAAAUACAUCUGUUGUAAAAAGUUAAUCUGCUUCUAUUACUCUGUAUACAAAAUUACUUUGAAAAAUCAUGCUAGUGGUUUUAUGUUUUAUUUCUUCAAGCAUUUGUUACUUGUGGUAUUCAAUGUUAGUAGUUGGUCAGUGGCUUAAAGGGCAUCUGUAUUAUUUAGCACUGAAAACAGUAAUGGCAUUUGGAAAGAUUGAAAUGUGAUGUAGUAAGUUUGUAUCCUGUUUCAUCAAUCGGCAUAUAACUGAGUAACUCUGGACUAUCCAGAGAGCUUUGCUUAGUGGUAUGUUGACAAGUAAGGCAAAAAGUAAUCUCAAGCCUUGCUUCAGUGUAAAAAUUGCUAGACAUUGCCACAUUGUAAUUUUAAAUAUCCUCUGUAAAUGAGAAGUUUCCUGUAAAACCAAAUUGGUCAUUUUUUUUCAAUUUCAACAUUUUGUUGACACAGGAGCAGCAACAUUUUAAAUAUUUCAUGAAGUGUUUAACAAUUUGUCAAAGUUGGAGCACAUAAGUUCGGCAACUAGUUUUGAACUAGCUGGUUCAUUCUCAAGCCUGGCUUACUGAGGCUGCUCUGAAAGUGCCUGAUGUUGUUUCAUCCACCCUCAACAACAGUAGUUCUAUAUAAUAAAAUAAGAAGUAACUAGCUGCACAAAAUAAAUUAAGUUUCUUUACUGGUUUUGGGCACUUGGAGCCCUUCCGCAGAAGGCUGUACCUAUCACAUUGAGUGUCAACAAUAAUAUGCAUAAAAUGCCAUGGUCAUGUCCUUCAUUUUGUACAAGCACUAUGAGCCACAUGACCAUGGUAUUUUGCUGUAUGCCUCUUAUUGUUGACACAAAUAAUGCAAUAUGUAUAAACUUCUGAAGAAGGGCACUAAGUGCCUGAAGUCAGUAAAGAAAUUAAAUUUCUUUUAUGACACUGGUUGAUUAUGAUUUCGUUUUGGCUCAUGUUAAUAACAACCAUCAAAAUGGCAAUACAUACUUUAUUAAAUGUUCACAGAUGAUGGUUGCAAUAAACAUGUGCCACCUUAAGUCAGAAUCAAACUUGUGCAGUGUAGCCUCAAAAAAGAGCCAGCUAAUUUGAAACUAGUUGCCAAACACAUGUACUGCAUCUGUGACAGGUUAUUAAUAAAUGUUUAAUGAAAUGGUCAUUUGUAUUUGUGGUAAGUAGCAUUUUUAAUU